Messenger RNA from Cyprinus carpio (common carp), 2547 nucleotides. Its product is annotated as heterogeneous nuclear ribonucleoprotein C-like. NCBI's taxonomy places the organism in Eukaryota, Metazoa, Chordata, Actinopteri, Cypriniformes, Cyprinidae. The record is from RefSeq and is a predicted model, not a curated record. Gene Ontology annotation, molecular function: RNA binding. Gene Ontology annotation, cellular component: nucleus.
GGGCUUGUUUCCAGUGCGUAUUUGCUGGACGCCAUUUCGAGCAUUCGUCUGUUGGUCGGUGUCUGCUGAACGAACUGGUACGGACUGUAUCCACAAAACAGUACAGCACCGAAUUUUAAUCAUUUUUAGUCUUAAACUCCCGUUUUUGAGGCCGCUUUUUUGACCCACAUCAAUCCAAUCAGGCAGACAGACGACUCGACCUGAAAUACAGACAGAAUGGAACAUUCCCCCACAACCAGCAGCCUGAUGGCCAGCAACGUCACCAACAAGACGGAUCAGCGUUCGCUGAACUCUCGGGUCUUCAUCGGGAACCUCAACACCAUGCUGGUGACCAAGGCUGACGUGGAGGCCAUCUUCAGUAAGUACGGGAAGAUUGUGGGCUGCUCAGUGCACAAAGGCUUUGCCUUCGUCCAGUACGCCAACGAGAGGAACGCCAGAGCGGCAGUCGGGGGUGAAGAUGGGAGGAUGAUCGUCGGACAGGUGCUCGAUAUUAAUCUGGCUGGUGAGCCAAAACCCCAUCGGUCAAACACUAUUAAGCGCUCUGCAGGAGAUAUGUACAGUUCUUCAUUUGAUCUGGACUAUGACUUUCAGAGAGAUUACUAUGACAGGAUGUACUCGUACCCGUCUCGUGUUCCCCCCCCUCCUCCUCCUCCGCUCUCGCGGCCGGUGAUUCCCUCCAAACGGGCGCGAGUGAGCGUGAGCGCCGGCGGCAGCCGCAGAACCAAGAGCAGCUUCUCCUCUAAGAGCAGCCAGCGCACGUCCCGUACCAUGAGAGUUGAUGAUCUACAAACUAUUAAGAAGGAACUGACUCAGAUUAAACACAAAGUGGACUAUCUGCUGGAGAGCCUGGAGCGCAUGGAGAGAGACCACAGCAAGAAAUCAGAGGUGAAGAGCACUAAACCAGAUGACGUCUCACCACAACACUCCAGCGGCAAGAAAGAGCGCGAGAGCUCAGAAAUGAAUGACUACGAGGACGAGGGAGACCUGCUGGAGGAAGAGGAGAUCAAGAGUCGAGGAAGGGAGGAUGAUGAUGAGGAAGAGGAAGGUGAGCAGGAGGAAGGCGAGGACGAUGGAGACAGCGCCAACGGAGACCAUUCUUAAACACAGCAGACACGGACACAUGCAUGCUCACCGUGAGAUGUAGAGUAGAUCCUCUGACCUUCAACGCACACUUAGUUUUAUUUUAGAAGUCCGGAACAAUAACCAAGCCUCUGUGAAUCAUGAAAAUGACACUUUUUAGAUAAGCCGCAUGAACCCCUGACUACAGCCAGCUUUCCAUGAAAUCUCGUAAUUCUUGCUUUGAAAACGGUUGAAUGCUUUAGGAUUGAGAAAAUACUUUAGAUUGAAGUGAAAUAAAUCUCCUUCAUUGGAGGGACAUUGAACAAGUUUGCUGCCAAGCUGUUUUAAAGACUGGCAAGCCAACAGCUUGAUUGUGUUUAUGGAAAUUUGGAGGAGGAGCUACUUAGAAGUGCUACGAUUGGAUUUGACCAAAAUAUCAGUUAUAGGUUGUGCUUAGACGAAGGUUACAGCAAAAAAGUAACUAGUUUCAUAACUUUUCAACCCCUUAAAGGCAAGCUCAGUAGUUGUCAAUGACUAUCCUGAAUGACUAAUGUAGGUCUGCUGGGUGGGUUCGUGGUUUAGUGAUUGACACAUUGAUGAGCCAAUCAGAAUGCAUCCAAUUUAGAAAUCAGAGCUCUUAAAGAGACACUAACAUGUAUGUUUAAGCUUGUUAAUUGGUUUGCACCAACUGUACGCUGCCGGUACAAACAAAUUGGAUUGUCAAGCCAUUCCUUUCCCACUUCAGACACGUUCAGGUCCUUCUCCUUUGGUGUUUUUAAAGUCUUAGUCCUCUGCAUGAGUUACGGUGGUGAUAAUGGUGGCUGGAGUUCGGGAAUGUUCUGCCAUGUUCUUGAGGUCAAUCAAUCUUUAAACUGGCCUGAGCAGAUAGAGAUUGCACAGAUGCGCUCAAAUACUCAUGAAUGUCUGUCUUCACCAAUGCUUUCCAUGAUUCUUAUGGUUGUGAGACCCUUCUGUGUAGAUUUCCGAUCUCAAAUGCACUUGAUCGUUGUCGCUGUCUUCCCCUACACAUGCUAGACUCUCAGAAGAGUCUCAAAUCGUUCUCCAACUGAGACCCAAAGCUCUUGACGGACUUUAGUCCCCAAAUCCUAACAAACUGAACCCAUUCGUUCUUGUGUGUGUGCUGGUUCAGGCACAGCAAUGUUCCUCGUUUUGGGAAUAAAUGUAGAGUUACUCAUCCUGACCAGUGGGCAGCAGUGUGUACCCGUUCUGUUAUUUAACCCCACAGAAAUACUGCUUGAUUGAACUGUUUUAUAUUCCGUGUGUGGUCACUGAGUGUGUGAGAAUAAGUUUGGAUUGUACAGUCAACGUCAUUUUACCUGUGGGUUUGUAUCUGUGUACAGUGACACUAAGAGGUGAGUUUGCUUCUGGUAAAUACUAGAUGUGUUUGUAGCCAUUUUGUUUCCAUUCGUUCUGUUUGUCUUUUGUUUGGUCUGUUAUAAGUUUCAAUAAAACUACAAAUGUUCAUGA